AAAUCCCUCGCCCUUCCUGCGAGCAUCAACCGGAACGCGACGCCGAAUUGGUGUUCCGGUAAGACAGAGGUCCAGGUAUACAGCAACCUGAAGGAAAUUCAAGGCACCGACAUACCAAAACUCCGUGCAUUCGCUAUUAUGCCUGUUCCCUUCCCGGGUCAAACGAACGGCGAUUAUACCGAUAUACCUGGGAUCCUUUUGCAAUAUAUCGAUGGCCUCCCUUUGACCGGAGCUAUUGGAAAUAUUGUUCGUAAUGGUGAUCUGGGAAUACUUAAUGAGGACGUUAAAACCAGGAGCCACAUUGUGCGUGAGGGCAGGGGGAAUGGAUCCAAGGUGACCAUUAUCGAUUUUGCUCUAUGCAAAUUCCGUCAAGAUUACGAAGAUGACUAUGAAUGGGAUAAGUGGAAAUCGUACGACGGCGAAGAGGGGGCAGUGGGAUAA
Penicillium bovifimosum is the source of this 441-nucleotide messenger RNA. RefSeq lists its product as uncharacterized. The transcript has 2 exons. The annotation marks the transcript as partial. The record is from RefSeq and is a predicted model, not a curated record. NCBI's taxonomy places the organism in Eukaryota, Fungi, Ascomycota, Eurotiomycetes, Eurotiales, Aspergillaceae.